Molecule: messenger RNA, 599 nt
Organism: Macrobrachium nipponense
Lineage: Eukaryota; Metazoa; Arthropoda; Malacostraca; Decapoda; Palaemonidae
Product: small ribosomal subunit protein uS15
Exons: 4
Coding region: 121-576 (151 amino acids)
Biological process (GO): translation
Cellular component (GO): ribosome; nucleolus; cytosolic small ribosomal subunit
Molecular function (GO): structural constituent of ribosome; small ribosomal subunit rRNA binding
Source: RefSeq, a predicted model, not a curated record
UCUUUUCUAACAUUGCUAUCAUAUAACGGGAGUUGGCACCACUGCGUCUCGUCCUUUCCGUAGUGGCCUGUCUGGUGUGUUUACACUUCGGCGUCUGAGUUUAUCAGCAAUUUCUUCAAAAUGGGUCGUAUGCACAGUAGAGGAAAGGGUAUUUCCCAGUCUGCGCUGCCAUAUCGCCGUUCCGUGCCCAACUGGCUGAAACUGACUAAGGAAGAUGUAGAAGAGCAGAUUGUCAAAUUGGCUAAGAAGGGUCUGACUCCCUCACAGAUUGGUGUCAUCCUUCGUGAUAGCCACGGUGUCGCCCAGGUGAGGUUUGUCACCGGAAACAAGAUUCUGCGCGUGCUGAAGGCUAAGGGUCUUGCCCCUGAUAUCCCAGAAGAUUUGUACCACCUCAUCAAGAAGGCUGUUGCCAUCCGCAAGCAUCUGGAAAGGAACAGGAAGGACCGUGACUCCAAGUUCCGCCUUAUCUUGGUAGAAUCCCGUAUCCACCGCAUUACCCGUUAUUACAAGUCCAGAGGAGUUUUGGCUCCCUCAUGGAAGUAUGCAUCAGCAACUGCUUCUGCCCUUGUUGCUUAAAUAAAUUGUAGGCAGUGUUUACA